Messenger RNA from Colletotrichum karsti, 3552 nucleotides. Its product is annotated as C6 transcription factor. NCBI's taxonomy places the organism in Eukaryota, Fungi, Ascomycota, Sordariomycetes, Glomerellales, Glomerellaceae. The coding region runs from base 1 to 3552 and encodes 1183 amino acids. Gene Ontology annotation, cellular component: nucleus. The record is from RefSeq and is a predicted model, not a curated record. The transcript is spliced from 15 exons. Gene Ontology annotation, molecular function: zinc ion binding; oxidoreductase activity; DNA binding. Gene Ontology annotation, biological process: DNA-templated transcription.
AUGUGCCCCGAGCAGGACGAGGAACAGGCGAGCGCAGCGGCCCAACAGCAGCAGGACGCGGCGGCGGCCGCCGGUAUCUUACCCGCCGAGCACUGGGUGCAGGCAGCGCGAGAUGCUGCUAACGACGACGACAACGAUUCUGCGUUUGGCGGCGGCAACGCCAGCUCGACUGCGUCUAUCACAUCGACUAUUCUCGAAUACAGGAAAAUUCACGGCCGUACGUUCCACGGAGAGGUUGGCAACGCCCAGUACUGGGGAAGCAAUGACGAGCAGCAGAACGAGUGCUGGGAUAUUAACCAUCAUCUGUUGACUCUUUCCUGCGGAGAUAAGUUGCAUCUGGCACCUAUCGACAAGAGCAAGCUCAGCAAGGCACUUGACAUCGGAACUGGAACAGGCAUUUGGGCCAUCGACUUCGCCGAUGAAAACCCAGAAUGCGAGGUAAUCGGGACGGAUAUCUCACCCAUCCAGCCCAGCUGGGUACCUCCCAACUGCAAGUUCGAGAUCGAGGACUGCACCCGCGAUUGGACUUUCGCCCCAAAUAGCUUUGACUAUAUCCACAUCCGCUUCCUCGUCGGCAGUAUCGAGGACUGGCCGGCAUUGUUCAAGAAUGCCUACGACGCCCUGAAGCCCGGUGGCUAUCUCGAGAGCUUCGAGGUUUCCCCCGCCAUCAUGAGCGACGACGACACCGUCCCGGAGACGAGCGCGCUGGGUCAGUGGGGCAAGUUCUUCGAGGAAGGGGGGCGGAAGAUGGGCCGGACUUUCAGAGUCCUCGACGAGAAUCUGCAGCGGAUUUCGAUGGAGAAGGCUGGCUUCCGGAACAUCACCGAAUGGAACAACAAGGCACCUAUUGGCAAUUGGCCUAAGGAUCCCGCGAAAAGGGAGAUCGGCGAGUGGGCGCAGCUGACGCUUCUCUCCGACAUCGAAGGUUACGUUCUUUUCAUGGCCAACGUUAUGUCUACUUGGACCAGAGAGGAGAUUCACAUCUACGCCGCACAACUCCGUCGCGAGAUUCGUUCUGGAAAGUUGCAUGGGUACUACCGCCAGAGGGCUGUGUGGGGACAGAAGCCUAUACAACCAGAGGCCAUGGCAUCGUGGGACGUCAAGAACAAGUUUGCGCUUGUCACCGGCGCCGGUAGCGGUAUCAACCUUGCUUUUGCUCAGCAGCUGUUGGAAGCGGGUUGCUCCGUCAUCUUCGCCGAUAUCGCGCUGCUUCCCGAAGCAGAGGAAUUGAUCGCCAAGUUCCCGCACCCGCCUGCGGAUGGAGCGCCAUCUGCCGUCUUCUACAGAAUGGACCAGUCCAACUGGGCUGACAUUUCGGCUACUUGGGAGUUCGCCCUGAAGACGUUUGGCAGAGUAGACCUGCUAUGCCCUGGAGCCGGCGUCUGGGAACCGCCAAGCAGUGCCUUCUGGCACGCCCCCGGCAUCUCGCCCUCAUCCAAAGACGACCCCAACGGCGCUCCCGGAGUCUACAACAUCUUCGCCGUGAACGCGAUGGGCCCCAUCCGCUUCGCCCAGAUCGCGCUCGACUACUGGCUGCACAACAAGAUCGCGGGAAACCUGCUCCUCGUGUCCUCCCUGAGCGCGUACCUGCCCAUCGUCAGCACGCCGCUCUACAACGCGACCAAGGGGGCGCUGAACUCCUUCGCGCAGAGCCUAGGGCAGAUGAGGGCGCGCCUGAACAUCCGGGUCGCCUCGAUGUGCCCCGCGACGACCUUCACGCCGGCCGUCAUGCGGGACUACUGCGUGGGCAAGGUCCGCGAGAUCGAUAUGAACAUGACGGCGACGGAGUGUGCCGAGGUCAUGCUUCGCGUGGUGUCGGAGGCCGAGUUUGGGGAUGGGACUGUUGUGGAGGCGAUGCAGUUUGGGAGUAAGGAGAAGUCGGAGGUGAGGGUGAGGGUCGUGCCGUACCAGAGCUUGAUGCCGGAUAUCGACAUGGACGGGGAUUUUAGCGGGAAGAAUAUUUUGGUGGAGGAUGAGAAGUUCGCUCGGCGGCGCAAGUGCGAGGUGCCCGUCGGCGGCGGCCAGUGUACAUACUGCGCAGCACAGAACAUCGCCUGUUCCCGCGCAGGCUCAAUCAUCCAGCCCAAAGCCGUCCCCGUGAGCCCCGUGUCCAUGGCGACGCCGAAGACGCCAAGUGUCACCGAGAUCAUCGUCGCCAGUCCUCCCGGAAUCACACCAGCAGCCGCUGUCGCCGACAAGGCGCUCUGCUUCGAGUUGGUAGAACUGUACUUUAGGUAUAUCCAUGACCAACUCCACUCGCUCUUCCACCGGCCGAGCUUCAUGCUGGAUCUUCACGAGGGGAACGCCCCGUUAGUGCUGGUCUAUGGAAUGAUGGCGCUGUCAGCAAGAUUCUCGUCGAAUCCAAUUUUCAACGGAGUCGCUCCGAUGUCCAGGGGAGAGCUCUUCGCCAACGAGUGUAAUCUGCUUCUCAACUUGCGAGACGUGUCUCUCACAAGCAUCCAGGCAUGCGUGCUUCUUGGUGCCUACUCAAUUGUAGAGGGUGAAGCAGGGGCCGAGAGCGUACUGUAUUCUGCAGCUUGCAGGAUAGCCAACUAUCUCGACCUCCCAAACCUCCCUACCCCUGAUCCAUUACAGAGGGAAAUCCACAUCAGAGUCUACUGGUCGCUCUGCAUGAUUGACGUCUGGUCAUCAACCGGCGUCAACCUCCCCCGUCUUAUGGACCGUCGUAUGGAUGUCCCGCUACCCAUGAACGAGUCGACAUUCCUCAACAUGACCCGCGCGAAUAACAAUCACUUCGAUUUCAUACUCUCGCCCAACCGAGAAGACUCCCUCAUCGCCCAGAUGAUCAAACUAAACAGCAUUCUCCUCAAGGUCAACGACGCCAUCAAGUCUCUGACGUCAGACUCGGCAGUAACCAACAUCGACGAAACCGUAUCCACCCUCGCACAAGAACUAGAGGCCUGGGAACUCGAGCUCCCCCAGAACCUCCGUGACACCCCAAGCAACCUCCACUCUUUCGCCGCGCAGGGCCUCGGCCGCAUCUUCAUCGCGGUCCACACGGGCCACUACCACUACAGCCAGCUCCUUUUCUACCAAUACCUCGACGAGGUGCAGCGCUUCCCCGCCUCGCAGACGGCACAAAUCUUCGCGCGCAAGUGCAAGGAGAACGCGAUAGGCAUGUCGCGCAUCAUCGACCUCGCCAACACGACCCCCGGCUGCGACGCGAAGUUCAACAUGCUCGGCCACAUCAUCGUCAUCACCUCGUCCAUCUUCAUCCACACCCUGCUCUUCGAGACCGACGAGGCCGAGAUCGCAAACGCCCGCGCCACCCUCGAGCGCCACUUCAACACCCUCGUCGCCCUGCGGGUGUACUGGCCCGGCCUCGAGGUGUGUUUCGUCCGGCUGAAGACGUUCCACGAGCUCUGCCGCAAGAGCAUGAACACGAGCUACCGCAUGGACCGCUGGAUGCUGAGGUUCCUGACGGAGUUCGCGCGCCCGAUCGACGAGAAGGAGCGCGACGAGGACGGGAACAUGGACCUGGAUCGGUGGAGCGUGGGCAACAUCGGAAUCAGCCCGGAGAACUGGGCAUGA